AUGACACAGAAACAGCCCACAGUGGAAGGUCCGGAUGGCGGCUGGGGAUGGGUGUUGGUCGCAGCCCUCUUCGUCUGUAACAGUAUGGUUUUUGGCCUGAUGCGCAUUUUUGGGAUUUUCUUUGUGGAGUUUGUUCAUUACUUUGACGAAAGUGCUCAGGCUAUUUCAUGGAUCUCUUCCAUCGGAUUGGCAGUACAACAAUGCUUCAGUCCGUUGGGGGCUGCCCUGGGGAACGCAUACGGAGCCAGGGUGGUGGUGAUGGUCGGGGGCUUCCUCUCUGGGCUCGGCCUAAUACUUGCCUCACAAGCUACAUCUGUGUAUCAUCUUUAUCUCACAAUGGGUGUGAUUUCAGGGUUUGGUUGGAGUCUGGUCUUCACUCCUAUGAUGGCCACAGUUAUGGCUCAUUUUACCCGUCGACGCACCCUGGCUCUAGGAGGCCUUUCCCUCAACAUUAUUCCCUGUGGGGCACUUAUUAUGCCUCAGAAACAUUCAGUGACCACAGAAAAGACUGAGAGAAAAGCAUCACAAUCCGUGCUGAAACGCUUGUCCUCCUACUUGGAGCUGUCUGUUCUGCUCGAGAGGCCAUUCUUCACUUUUGUCCUAUGCUUAAGUCUCAUGAAUGUGGGGUACUUUGUGCCUUACUUCCAUCUCGUGGCUCACAGCCGCCAAGUGGGAUUUUCGGAAUACCAGGCGGCGUUUGCAGUCUCCGCUUCUGGAGGUAGUGACAUCGUGGGCCGCAUCGCCUCAGGAUGGUUCUCAGACCUGGGACACUUCCGGCUCCUUCACCUUCAGUGUUUUUGGACGAUGCUGUGUGGCCUGAGCAUAGUGCUGCUGCCUGUGAGCACGCUGUCGGGCUCAUACCCGGCUCUAGUGUGUGUCAGUAUACUGUACGGCUUCUUCUCCGGGGCCUCCACGGCGGUGAUCUUCUCUGCAAUGCCUCAUAUCGUAGGAGUGGGCCGCGUGAUGGGGGCUCUGGGCCUGCUGCAGAUGAUUGAGAGCGGAGCUGGACUCUUUGGGACUCCUUUAUCAGGGUUUCUGCGUGACAUCACUGGGGAUUUCAUUGCUUCCUUCGCGGUGGCAGGCAGUUUCCUAAUCCUCGCCUGCCUCAUUUUAACCACUCUUCCUCACUUUUUCUCCUGCACCGAUCCACCACCACCAAACAAACAGCCGUCUGAGCAACAAGCUAUUGCAGAGUCACACUGA
Molecule: messenger RNA, 1203 nt
Organism: Knipowitschia caucasica
Lineage: Eukaryota; Metazoa; Chordata; Actinopteri; Gobiiformes; Gobiidae
Source: the annotation of a GenBank genome assembly